UAUUAACUUACAUCAAACAAAUGUUCUAGUGAUAUAUAACAGUGAAUUGUAGGGCUGUAACAGUUUACAAGGGAACUUCUUUUACAGAAAAAUGUCAAGUGUGUGCGAAUUGUUUUUGUGUUUCUUAACAGUGAAUAUUAUUAAAGGAGGUGCAACUCGUCCGAACAUCGUCUUUUUUAUUGCUGAUGACAUGGGGUGGGACGACGUGAGCUUUCACGGGUCGGAUCAAAUUUUGACACCGAAUAUAGACCUGCUCGCCUAUACCGGCGUCGCUUUAGAGAGAUAUUACAGUCAUUGCAUAUGCACGCCAUCGCGCGCCUCUCUCCUCACUGGGAAAUUCGCACAUGUCAUAGGUAUGCAGGGCUACCCAUUGACAAACGCGGAAGAUAGAGCUCUACCUCUUGGAGAGAAAAUUCUACCCCAAUAUUUAAAGGAUCUCGGUUAUGCCACACAUUUGGUUGGAAAAUGGCACGUUGGACAAGCAAGAGCCGAACAUUUGCCCACAUUCCGAGGUUUUGACACGCAUUUCGGUCACAGGGGUGGCUAUAUAGAUUACUACGAAUACACGUUAUUGGAAAACUGGGACGAAGGGGACGUUUCUGGAUUUGAUCUUUUCCGAAAUAUGACGGCUGCGUGGGAAGUUGAAGGAUAUAUAACAGAUGUUUAUAAUGAAGAAGCUAAAUCAAUUAUAAAGGCACAUGACGUCUCAAGGCCAUUAUUCCUUAUGGUUGCACAUAACGCUCCUCACUCCGCAAACGAAGGUGCUUUCUUGCAGGCACCGUCGGACGAGGUUCGAGCGAUGCGGCAUAUUGAAUUGCCACAAAGAAGAUAUUAUGCUGCUAUGGUAAAAAAACUUGAUGACAGCAUUGGAGACAUCGUUAAAACCCUUUCCGAGAAGGGCAUAUUAGAUAACACUAUAAUAGUAUUCGUAUCUGAUAAUGGUGGUAUAACGUCACAGAUGUCCGCUAAUUAUGCCUCCAAUUAUCCCCUGAGGGGACUUAAAAUGAGUCCAUUUGAAGGGGGUAUCAGGGUAAACGGGCUGAUAUGGAGUAAAAAUUUAACACAAAGUAACCAUUUGUGGAAAGGCUACAUGCAUGUUUCUGAUUGGCUGCCGACACUUUUGAAGGCUGUGGGAGCAGAAUCGGCUAAGGAAAUUGAUGGUUUUGAUUUAUGGGACAAUAUAGUAACCAAUACCAUAUCGAAAAGAGAGAUGAUUGUGGAAAUUAAUGAUUAUACUGGUUUUUACUCCAUAACUCAUAAUGAAUUUAAACUAGUAGUUGGUUCAGUAUUAACUAGUUAUAGUGAUCAUCAAGGGAAACAAUUUAGAGGCAUUAUUGGUAAACCACCCUCAUAUGAAGAUGCUAUCAAGAAAAGCAAAAUUUAUUCCGUACUUUCGGAUAAUGGGAUAAAUUUUGGAUUUAACGAGACAGCACUUAGAAAUAAAAUAAAAAUUAAAUGUAAUGAUUUGAAACCCAAUCAAGAAAUAUGUUUUCCUUCAAAAGAGAAAUGGUGUUUAUUUAAUAUCAAAGAAGAUCCUUGCGAAAUAGUGGAUUUAAUGGACACUCACAGUGAUGUUGCCAAAGAACUGCAUACGAAAUUGGAAAGAGAGAUAGCCAGAACAAUACCACGUACGAUCCCUCAUGAAACAAAUCUAAAAGCUAUGCCCAAAUUCCACAAUUAUACUUGGGAUAUUUGGAAAACUUCGGAUAAAUAAGUUACGGAAUAGAAAAUAAGAUUUACUGUUUUCGGCGUUUCCUAAUAGAUUUAGCCAAGGUCACGUGUGAAUAUUAUACUUAGCUAUGUAAAGAGGGAUUUGUGAAUGAACAAGGUCGCGACUAGAAACGAAGCAACUUUUAUAUUGCUGAGAUUUCUAUUUUAUUAAUUGACAAAGGUCAUCUGCAAUGUAAAUAUUAUUUUUUUUAAUUUAUUGAUUGACUACCAUAUCUCUUUUGUAUAAAACUGAAAUUAUUUCAUCGUACAUAGCUAGAUGUCAUGCAUUUGAGGGUAGAUUUAAGGCUAUAGAACGACCAUUUAUUUUAUUUCUCGAGUCAUAAACAGGUCAAUACUCGUAUACUGUUAUAUAAACUUUAUGAACGCCAAAUUCGAAAUAAAAAUAUUAUAAUAACAACAUUGCCUGUAUAAAAAUUCUUAUUGUAUAUAUUUUUUGAGAUUUUCCAUUUGUAAGGAACUAUUUGAUGUUAUAACUUUACAGAAGCUUUCACUGUACCGUGAAAUUAAACUCUACCUUUGAAAUAUAUUUUCUAUUUUUCGAAAUAGAAAAUACUCUUUAAAUAUUAUACUGUUGUAUUAAUGAUUGAUUCUUGAAUCUAUUAAAUGUUAUAUAUUUUUAUAUUGAUGUAUAUUUAUCUCAUAGUAGACGAACGCUAAGCUGAAUUUAAGUCCAGUUGUAUCUAUACGUAUUCAGAUAACAGCUGUCUGGUGUUAAUUAGAGAGAAAUGGUGUUUCAGCAGUGAACGCCAAUAAUGAUAGAACUAGCAUCAAUUUGAAUGACUUCACGGAUCUUAAUAUUAUUUUAAAACAGGUAUUUUUGUAUUUGAAAUUAUCUUUAAAUUUAAUAUUCUGUUUUACAAUGUACAUUUUUUAUCACUUGUUAAAAGGAU
Danaus plexippus (monarch butterfly) is the source of this 2621-nucleotide messenger RNA. RefSeq names its product arylsulfatase J-like. Lineage: Eukaryota; Metazoa; Arthropoda; Insecta; Lepidoptera; Nymphalidae. Bases 92 to 1714 code for a protein of 540 amino acids. The record is from RefSeq and is a predicted model, not a curated record. The transcript has 8 exons.